AGUUUUUAGACGUUAGGUCCAUAACCUGUGUGACUGUAUCGACCCCACUGCACUGAAUGAUUAUCAGCCCUACAUUGGCUGUAAAGCCUAAAUAAUAUGUACACCUUGUUCUUUGUUCAAAACGGUCAUUGAACAGAAUAUGUAUGUGUUAUGGUGGAGUCAUAUGGCGUUCAAUUUUAAUUAUUAUACUCGGGUACCACACAUUAAAAUACAGCAUAUUUGAUGUUCACCGAACGGAACGAGUUCCGUUUACAUACGUUGCCAUGGACACUGCCGGUCAGUCUAUUGGCAAAACACAAACGAGAGACUAUGUCGAAUAGGUAUAUACAACACCUAUCUACAAAAUAGGAGAAAAUUAUUAAUAUGGAACUGUCCAAGUUCAGGUACACUGUGGUGUUGGUUUUACAGCUUGUGUUGCUGGCAGUGGACCUGUUGUUCAACACGUUCAUCCAUCGGUUUCUCGGCAACACUGGAAUAUCCAUUUUGCUUUUCAUACUUCAAGACAUUGGUCAGUUGGUCGCAUUCGCCGUGCUCCUUAUAACUUUCUUCCAAACAAACAUAUUCCAAGCCGGUUUUAUUGUAUUACUGUUCAACGAGUUUCGAUCAACAAUUAUUACCGGAGUGGUUUAUUUCAUUCUCACGUUAUUCGUACAAGCGUGGACUUUGACAAACCGUUUUAAAGGACAAGUAUACUUCUUUUGGCCCGACGGACUGUACAUAUUUUUCGUACUACAUAAAUUCAUUUCUUGCUUGCACUAUUAUUUGUACAAGAGAACUGCCUUGAACAUAUCGGACCCUAAAUUCUACACAGACGACUGGAUCAACAAUCGUAUCAAUCAAAACUCGCAACAACAAAGUCCUAAAUUUUAAACAACCAAUAAAUGGAGUAUGAGUUAAAACAAAUGUCGAGGAAAUCCAAUAAGCGACGAUGGGGAGUUAGCGAGUGACAUGUAUACCAUUGGCUGAAGUAUUAUAACAAUUGUGUAAGAGUUGUGGAAACGACAAACACGCAUUUCAACAAAUUGUAUACUAUUUUUAUUACACAAUACGUCAUAAAAAUAAACAUAAUAAAUAAAAAUAAAUAAUGACCUUUAUACAGUAAUUAACGAUACGGUCGAUUGGUUCUAAGAGUAAUUUGUUAUGAUCACCAACAUUAACAUUGUUCACGUAAAAAUAAAUAAUUCAUACAACAGACGUAUAGUUAAAACAUUGCAAAAUAUGGUAAAUGUUGAUCAGAGUUUAAAAUUAUCCACGUUGUGAAUGUAAUGUAUUGAAUUUAUAUAAAUAUAUAUAUUUGUUGUAAAAUAAUAAAUUAAGAAUAACAUACAUCAUAACACCACGGAAAUGGUGCUCAAAAUACUUAAGGAUAAUCACAUAAAGAUCUAUCUAAUGUAAAGUGGUCAUUAUUAUCACCAAGUUAUGUGCCGAAAUUUCAAAAAAUAAUAAAUAUAUAAUAAAUAAAUAAUAUCCGGAAACGAUUUGUAAAUAGAAAACUAUUAAUAAUAACUAUUUUUUCUAUUUCAAC
Adelges cooleyi (spruce gall adelgid) is the source of this 1525-nucleotide messenger RNA. RefSeq names its product transmembrane protein 138. Gene Ontology annotation, cellular component: cilium. The transcript is spliced from 4 exons. The record is from RefSeq and is a predicted model, not a curated record. Bases 364 to 870 code for a protein of 168 amino acids. NCBI's taxonomy places the organism in Eukaryota, Metazoa, Arthropoda, Insecta, Hemiptera, Adelgidae.